Molecule: messenger RNA, 1383 nt
Organism: Lucilia sericata (common green bottle fly)
Lineage: Eukaryota; Metazoa; Arthropoda; Insecta; Diptera; Calliphoridae
Exons: 5
Coding region: 1-1383 (460 amino acids)
Source: RefSeq, a predicted model, not a curated record
AUGGAAAAUUUAAAGGAUUCCCUUAGUGUCCAACUGUUUGUAGGAGAAACUGAUGAUCGUCCCUGGGAUUACAAUAUAUUUGUGGUGGAUUCAUUGUUAAAGUUUUCAAUUCCCUAUUCUGCCCAUGAACGUGAUUAUUACUUCUUUAUUUUAUUAACAUGGAGUUCUGAAUAUCUUCUGGAUUAUAAUUUAUUAGAAAUUUUUAAAAUUUGUUUAAAAUUCAACGUGAAAAACGUCGCUGUUAUGGUGAAAUCUCGUUUGUAUAAUUAUUUUAGUUUCUAUUCGUAUGACUUGUAUAGUCCAGAUAUGUGUGCUGAAGAUAUAAUGGUGCGAGAAGUUAAUCGUUAUGAAAAUGGUCAACUUAAAUUUGAUUUAUUAUUUCCGAUAAUUGCGAGUAAUUUGUUUGGUUGUCCCGUUAAGAUUUCUGCUGAACUUAUACAGCCAUUUAUAACAUUUGAUGGAGAUUUAAAGAAUGAAACUCAUUUGAUGGACAUGAAACGUUUGGGUGGAAUAGAGGGUGAAAUUUUGAAACUGAUUGCAGAGGCAUUAAAUUUUAAAAUUCAUAUGCGUUUUAGUCGAAACUUCAGUGUGAUUGGAUUACGUUAUAAUUCCACUGGCUGUUUUAGUGAUUUGGAGUUUAGACGUUCUAAAAUAGCCAUUGGUGGUUUGAGUUCAACAUUGGAAUAUCAUCACCUAUUCACCAAAUCAAUUGUUUAUCACACAACUCCCUAUAAGUUUGUGAUGACAGAGUUGCGUGAUUUUAUAUUUGGUAUCAAAAAUAAGAGUCCAACUUUUUAUUUGUUUAUAACUUUUCUGGGUUAUGGAAUGCCAAAUCAAAUAAUGCCGAAACGAAAUUUUGCCCGAUUUAUACUUAUGUCAUGGUUGUUAUUGGCACUUGAGAUACGAACUGGUUAUUUGGGUAAAAUGUUUGAUAGUUUAAGACUGGGAAAACGCAUGCCAGUACCUGAAACUAUAGCGGAACUUACUGCCCGGGACUAUACAUUAUUGAAUCCCAUAUAUACGAGUUUCUAUCCCAUGAAUAAAACUAUCAUAUGGCAAGAUAGAUUUUCAACACUGCAGCAAAUACAAACAAGUGAAAAGCGCUUAACGGGGGCUGUUAUUUUGGACUAUUGGGCCUAUUAUAAAUUUCAAAAUCAUAGUAUUACCACUUUGAUACCUGUUGCUGAGACCAUACACUCAUAUCAAUGUGUCAUGUAUUUCAAUAAACAUUCAUUGUUGCAGAAUAGUUUCGAUAAAAAAUUAAAACUAUUUACUGAUUCGGGAAUAACUGCACAUAUUGCCAAGAGACACGUUCAUUCAAAUUUUAAAUCUAUGAUGAAUACUCAGUCGCAGGAUAAUUCAUCCUAUCUAAGGAUUGCUUAA